Molecule: messenger RNA, 1207 nt
Organism: Erpetoichthys calabaricus (reedfish)
Lineage: Eukaryota; Metazoa; Chordata; Cladistia; Polypteriformes; Polypteridae
Gene: rdh12
Product: retinol dehydrogenase 12
Exons: 7
Coding region: 80-1036 (318 amino acids)
Source: RefSeq, a predicted model, not a curated record
UUUCCUUUUUUUUCCGCAUACUGAAGAUGCCAGUGAGUGCUGCGCUGUGUAUAACCGCCGCAAGUUCGCGAAGAAUAAGAUGGACUUGGGCACGGUAGCCUUGGCAGCUGGGGUCAUUGGUUUCCUUCGAUACUGGGCACUACCGCAAAUCAGGAAAUAUUUUGCUGGGGGUGUGUGUAAAUCGACAGCUAGACUCGAUGGGAAAACAGUGGUGAUUACUGGAGCAAACACUGGCAUCGGCAAGGAGACGGCAAAAGACCUGGCAUUGAGAGGGGCCCGUGUCAUUAUUGCCUGCCGUGACAUUGCCAAGGGAGAAGCAGCUGCCAACGAGAUUCGCCUGGAGACAGGAAACCAAGCUGUUUUGGUGAGAGGACUGGACCUUGGAAACACGGCAUCCAUUCGGCAGUUUGCAGAAGCGUUUUUGAAAGAAGAGAAGAAUCUCCAUAUUUUGAUUAACAAUGCUGGUGUGAUGAUGUGCCCUUACUCCAAGACAGCGGAUGGCUUCGAGAUGCAGUUUGGUGUGAACCACUUAGGUCAUUUCCUUCUCACAUACCUGCUCAUCGAAGCCCUCAAACAAGCUGCUCGCUCCCGGAUAAUCAAUGUCUCCUCGCUUGCUCAUGUCUUUGGACGCAUAAAAUUCCAUGAUCUUCAGAGUGAACAGAGCUAUGAUGGAGGGCUGGCCUACUGCCAGAGCAAACUGGCUAAUGUGCUUUGUACGCGAGAGAUGGCAAAGCGCUUACAAGGAACCAGAGUGACUGUGAAUGCGGUGCACCCAGGCUACGUCCACUCAGAGCUGGUGAGACACUCCACGCUCCUGUCCCUCGUCUGGCGACUCUUUUCUUUCUUUAUUAAGACCCCCAAAGAAGGAGCACAAACCAGCAUCUACUGUGCGGUGGCCGAGGAGCUGGAUUCUGUCUCUGGGGUCUACUUCAGUGACUGCCAUCCAGCUUUUGUGGCACCUCAAGGACGAAAUGACAAGACAGCACAAGAGCUUUGGGACGUGAGCUGCAAGCUCCUGGGAAUCCGGUGGACCUGAGUUUUUUUGUUUUUUUUUAAUGAUGAGUUCUUGGACUGGACAUGGAAAGGUUGCCAGUUCAAGACAGUUGCACAAUUAAGAUUUGUGAUCUGUCCGUUGUUUUGGAUAAAAGUUAGCUAUAUACAGAAAUGUAAAUGCUACCCCUGCUUAAUAAACAGAUUUGGUUUCUAA